CACACGUCCGAUUUAGCACAAACAAUCAUAGGAAAUGAACAAGACAAUCCAGCAUUCACCGUAGAAGAUGAACUAGUUGAGAGAAGUUCAUCUAGAUUAUCGAAUAGAAGUUACGUCUUAGAAACUCCAACAAUUCCAGUAGAAAAUUUGAUCUCGGUAGUUAGUAACAAUGCUAGUCCUUCUCGGCUAUCUAACAAAAGCUAUACAAUUGAAACUCCCACUUUCACUAAACAGGAUCUUGACAUUUUGACAAGUAGACCUGCAUCUCAGCAAAAAGGUGACUUAGAUGAUCAUUUUAGCCCGUCUCGCAUAUCCAACAGAAGCUAUACAAUUGAAAUACCCACAGUUGAUUCAACUGUGAGGAAAACUCCAGUUCCUCUUCCUAGAAGGAAAUCGCUCAAGUCUUCUGAAGUUGAGCAACUCGAAGAACCUCAAGGACAGUUGGGUGAGGAUAAUACUCCGGCGGAUACAGUAAUAACCAUAUUUCAGUCCAAUGUUGAUGACUUAGAAACACCAAGAUCAGAUGCUAAACUUCAGGAGUCACAAUCACAACAUACUGAUGAUGGAGAAAUGCCUCUUGAAGAUAGGAAACAGAAAAGGAAGAAAAAGAGGAGGAAACAAUUGAAAGCUCAAGAGGAAAUUGAGUUACAAGAACUUCUAGUGCAUGGCGAGAAGAAAAAGUCUGCAACACUUCUUGUUGAUGAGACAAAAUCAACUCCUAGUGUCAAGAGUUUAAUCGAGGCUGCAGAAAACUUUGAGAAGACCACCCAACCUUCUGAUGUUUCGAGCGAGGGGAUUGUUGGAGUGACGAUUCACGGAGUGGACUGUCCCAUCAUAGAUCCGUUGGUACGCCACCCGAUGGUUUGUUUAUACAUUGUUGACACUUCAGUAGGAGAGUUCUACCGCAAGUCUGAUCCAGGCCGAUCAGUUUGCUACAACAGAGAAAACACUGAUUACGUCCUGCCCAUCAUGACUCAUAUGUUUGACUUCCAACAGCGCAAGAGUGUAGUUCCAGUCUGGGAAGAAUGUUUGUUGCUGAACGAAUCACCCUCGCAUCUCCUCACGCCUCACACGCUGUUGCUACUGGAGUUGUGUGACGUAGUGUCGUCUGCGGUGGCUAGUAGCCGUCACGCUAGGCUAGGCAGUGCUGCAGGGCGACAUGUUGUGGCUUGGGCCUUCCUACGACCUGCGGCCAGCUCACUGCUGCAGCUAGGCCAGAGGCUCAGGCUACAGCUGUUCAAACCUGGACGAGCUAAGGACUCGAGGCCGUUGACACCAGCGGUAUAUGAGUGGUGGGGCAGUGCGGCCAGAACCAAAUACCCAGGCAGCUUGUAUAUGACUGUGUCUCAACUGGAGGCCCCCGCCACGCCUCUCUCACCCCGCCCAAGGUCACAGUCAGCACUGCAGGAAGAGCGAGGCUCUCGGGUCUCUAACUCGGCUGCUUCCACCUCAGCAACCGGCUCUCCUGUGGCUGGCGGGGUACAUGGGAUAGAUGAGCAGUCUACUAGGCACAGUGAGGUGCAUUGGUCGAGACUGCCAGGUCAGAGUUGUCUUGUGCUCAACACUUGUGUACAGACUCUCCCUGUGGAGGGUAGCUUGAGUGUACAGUUCAGUGACAACGGACUGUGGCUGGCGUGCGGACGACAGGACAUUCAGAUCUACUCUGUACCCCUGUGGCAGCACACCACCGCCCUCACUGGCCACCAAGGCCUUGUCUAUUGUUUACGAUGGAGUCCUGACAGCAAGGUUCUUCUCUCUGCAUCAGCUGAUUGUACUGUGUGUGUCUGGCGACCAUUUAGUUCCAAAAAUCCUCUGUUGCAGAUGCUGGCCCAUCCAUCGUUCGUAUACUGUGUACAGUUUGUGAGGCCGCUCGUCCUAGUGUCUGGGUGUUAUGAUGCUACAGUGAGAGUGUGGAGGGGGGAGUCUCACAGCUCCUAUCAGCUGAUACAAGAACUCCUCGGCCACUCGGGGUUUGUGUCUUCCGUUUGUACGAGCGUCGACGGCUCCAAAGUGAUAUCCGCUGACAGUAAAGGGUUCCUCAGGGUCUACGAUGUGGAAGAUGAUGGAAGUCUAUCAGCUGGUAGAGACUUGAGUGUGAGAGAGCUGAGAGGUAAUGUGAUCAGCAAUGUGGUGACUCAUCCAGGAGGCCACAGACUGUUGGUUCACAGCAGGAACUCUACUGUGUGUAGUGUGGACCUGGCUACUGGUGCUGUACUGCAGACUUUCAAGGGCUGCAGCAGUGAGCGUAUGCAGACAGGCUUGUGUGUGAGUGCGUGUGGCAGUCUAGUGUUUGCUUGUGGUGAAGACGGCGCCCUGGUGGUGUGGGAUGGACACACUGGUGCACUGAGAGCUGUCUAUUGUGGCCUGCUACCACCAGGCAGUGCUGGAGUGCAUUACCAUCCUCACGACCAUCUGCUAGCUACUGUGGGACUUUCACAACCACCACUGUACAUACUGGGAUAUCACAGAAACGCAACUGGAGAAGACAUUGGCCUUCACAUUAUGAAAAACGAGAUAACCGCUGUGGACGUUAUCGAGGCAAUGAAAAAGAUAAAGACUUCCAACAAAUGGCAAAAAGCUGCUUCCAAAGUCCUCCAAAAACCAUCUAGCUCAACUACUGCAACGGACAAAGGGUUGAAAGAUAAAAAGAAGAAAAAAGCUGGGAAUGUCGAAGAAUCAAGUGGUAACCAACCGCAGAGAGUCAACUGGCCUAGUCUUCCGCAACUGGAGCAUGCCAUUGAUAAGUCUUCUGGAGAGAAAGAUCUGCGAUUGUUGGAAAUCAUUCGCAGAAUGGAUAACAUCAUACUGGCAGCAAAACAGUCUAGUCAAGUACAACAAUAAUUUUGUUUACCUCAACCUUAUUCUAGUCAAAUUGUAUUACCUCUAUGUAUUAAUAGUUA
This is a messenger RNA of Macrosteles quadrilineatus (aster leafhopper), 2900 nucleotides long. RefSeq names its product jouberin-like. The coding region runs from base 571 to 2841 and encodes 756 amino acids. Lineage: Eukaryota; Metazoa; Arthropoda; Insecta; Hemiptera; Cicadellidae. Gene Ontology annotation, molecular function: protein binding. Gene Ontology annotation, cellular component: ciliary basal body. The record is from RefSeq and is a predicted model, not a curated record. The transcript has 11 exons. Gene Ontology annotation, biological process: motile cilium assembly.